GGAGCUCCCGCCUCUCUCCGGUCACGUCACGUCACGUCACGUCGUCUCAUUCGUGCAGUCGCUGUGUCAGCGGCUCGUUCGCGCUGAAUUUGCUCUCGAACCGGAGCAGAACCGUCAGAAACACAAAGAUGUCGGCUCGGAUUAUGCAAGCGGGUCGAUGCCCGACUGACGAGCUGUCACUGACCAACUGUGCCGUCAUCAAUGAGAAGGAUCCGCAGUUUGAACAACACGUGACUGUGCGCAACUUAGCCCACAAGUAUGUGUUCACCUUGAAGACUCACCCCAGUGUUAACUCUGGGACCAUCGCCUUCAGCCUGCCACAGAGAAAAUGGGCCGGCCUCUCGAUUGGACAAGAGGUUGAAGUAACAAGCUACAAGUUUGACAAAUCCAAACAGUGUAUAAGCACCAUGACAGUGGAAAUCGACUUCCUGCAGAAGAAGAACGUGGACAGCAACCCCUACGACUCGGACAACAUGGCCAGAGAGUUCAUCCAGCACUUCAACAGCCAGGCCUUCAGCGUCGGCCAGCAGCUCGUGUUUAGUUUCUGCGAUAAGCUGUUUGGCUUGGUGAUCAAGAACAUCGAGGCCAUGGACCCGAGCAUCCUGAAGGGAGAACAGCCCGCCAGCAAAGCCAGACCAAAGAUUGAGAUCGGUUUGUUGCUAGGAAACAGUCAGGUGAUCUUCGAGAAGUCGGACAGCUCAUCUAUGACUCUGGUUGGGAAAGCUAAGACCAGAGAGUCUCGCCAGUCCAUCAUCAGCCCAGACUGGAACUUUGAGAAGAUGGGUAUCGGCGGCCUUGACAAGGAGUUUUCUGACAUCUUCCGUCGAGCCUUCGCCUCCAGAGUCUUCCCUACAGACAUAGUGGAACAGAUGGGCUGUAAGCACGUGAAGGGGAUCCUGCUGUACGGACCCCCGGGCUGCGGUAAAACCCUGAUGGCACGACAGAUUGGCAAGAUGCUCAAAGCCCGGGAGCCGAAGAUCGUCAACGGGCCCGAGAUUCUCAACAAGUACGUCGGAGAGUCUGAGGCCAACAUCAGGAAGCUGUUCGCAGACGCAGAGGAGGAACAGAAGAGGCUCGGUGCAAACAGCGGCCUUCACAUCAUCAUCUUCGAUGAGAUCGACGCGAUCUGCAAACAGCGUGGCAGCAUGGCGGGCAGCACGGGAGUCCACGACACCGUGGUCAACCAGCUGCUGUCCAAGAUCGACGGCGUGGAGCAGCUCAACAACAUCCUGGUCAUAGGUAUGACCAACAGGCCUGACCUGAUAGACGAGGCCUUGUUGAGGCCGGGAAGGUUGGAGGUGAAGAUGGAGAUUGGGUUACCGGAUGAAAAGGGACGAAUUCAGAUCCUGCACAUCCACACGACGAAGAUGCGUCAGUACGACCUGCUGCACAGCGACGUGGACAUCAAGGAGCUGGCCGUGGAGACUAAGAACUACAGCGGUGCCGAGCUGGAGGGCCUGGUCAGGGCUGCACAGUCCACCGCCAUGAACAGACACAUCAAGGCCAGUAACACGGUGGAGGUAAACAUCGAGACGGCGGAGAAGCUGCAGGUCAGCAGACUCGACUUCAUGGCGUCGCUGAACAACGACAUCAAACCUGCAUUUGGUACCAACCAAGAGGACUACGCCAGCUACAUCAUGAACGGGAUCAUCCGAUGGGGCGACCCGGUGUCAGCAGUCCUGGAGGACGGCGGGCUGCUGGUGCAGCAGACGAAGAACAGCGACCGAACGCCGCUGGUGUCCGUGCUGCUGGAGGGCCCACCCAACAGCGGGAAAACAGCGCUGGCUGCUAAGAUCUCCGAAGACUCCCAGUUCCCCUUCAUCAAGAUCUGCUCCCCGGACAAGAUGAUCGGACACUCGGAGAUCGCCAAAUGCCAAGCCAUCAAAAAGAUAUUUGAAGACGCCUACAAGUCCCAGCUGAGCUGUGUGGUUGUCGAUGACAUUGAGCGUCUGUUAGACUACGUCCCGAUCGGCCCUCGUUUCUCCAACCUGGUGUUACAAGCUCUGCUGGUGCUGCUGAAGAAACCUCCUCCGAAGGGUCGUAAGUUACUGAUCAUCGGCACCACGAGUCGCAAAGACGUCCUCCAGGAAAUGGAGAUGUUGGACGCUUUCAGCACCACCAUCCACAUUCCCAACAUCUCGAGCGGAGAGCAGCUGGUCGAGGCCCUGGAGCUGCUGGGCAGUUUUGAGGAGGUCGAGCGGGCCAGCAUAGCUAAAGCUGUGAAGGGCAAAGGUCUGUGGAUCGGCAUCAAGAAGCUGCUCAUGCUGAUUGAAAUGUCCGUCCAGAUGGAUCCCGGCUACAGAGUCAGCAAGUUCCUGAGUCUACUGAAGGAUGAAGGAGCACUGGGUUCUGAAAAGUUCGUGGCAAUCUAGACUCGGCGGAGCCGCAUAGUGGGAAAGAGGCAUCCUUCAACGUUGCUGAUGAACGGAAGCCUGAAAGAGGCUGGCAGGAGGAAGCAAGCGAGAGAGAACUUUCCAUCUCCCUCCCUCCGCAUCCUUCCCCUUCCCGUCCCAUCCCUGAAGAAACUCUCUCUGCACUGCAGCAGCAGCACGCAGCCAGGCGACCUCCUCCUCUUCAGCACUAUGUGAAGAUGUAACAUAAGAGAAAUAAGCAGUGUGUGUGUGUGAGUGUGUGUUUGUAUCUGUGUAUAUUGCAUUUCUUGAAGACUUGUGCUGUAAUCUCUGAUGUGACGCCCCCUCCCCGAGCACUCCAAUGAGAUCUUCUGUCUAAAAAGUUUGGCUGGCAGGCAGACGUGCAUGCACAGACACUAAUCAUAACACUGUUUGUUUGUAUAUCUGUGUGCACAGGUUUGUAAUUUGAUCAUUCCAGGACGUGGCGUCUCCGUGACUUAAAGAUCUCACUCUGUUCUUAACAUGUUAUGUACUUGCCUGUGUCUCGUUUGUUUAUUUUAUGAAUAAAUUAAUUAUAUUACUACCCAGAAACUCUGGACUUAAUGAUAAAAUUAAGACAUCUCCACACAUGAAACGUGUAGGUGAACAGACCCAACGAUCCGCUCGUUAUCAGGUGUUCUUCUCAUAAUUACGGCAUGUUGAAAUCACGAGGAAACUUUGUAAUCUAGCGUAAUUAUCUCGUAAUUAUGAGAAAUAUGGCACGUCGCGAUGAGAAGAACCCACUCAGACGGUUUGCGGUUAACCUCCACAGCGUCUACGUUGCACAAUCGCCCGUACAGCUCGACAAGAAAACACAGUCAGCCGUUUACCAAGUAGCUACUGCAGCGUGCGUGUGGCCUCACAGUAAAUCACAACGCUUCAGAAUAUUGUUUCACUUAUCGGUAACUCGUCGCUCACGACCGUGCUUACACAGGGGAAUAGUGUUGCUACAACACGUGGUCUUCUCUCUCUUUAUUUUUUCAUAUACAAGUGAAAUUAAUUACGAAUGAACCAAAGCUUAUUAACUGUAUACAUUUCUUUCCUUUCUGUUUGUAAUUAUGAAGAAUCAUGGAUGUCAUUGCAAUAAAUGUGGUCAUGUGAAAAACGUUAUAUUCAGUAUGUUUUGUGUGCGUGUGAUGAAUAAUCAUGAUGUACAUGUUCUACACAAUGGCCUUGAAGGCGUUGAGGUACUGAAAACCAGCUCUGUCUCUCUCUUGUAUCAAACAGCUGGGCGUUGUAGUUUUUCUGGCAGCAGGGACGGACAGCUGAAAUAAAUUACAGCGUGUUUGUGGUGCAACAGUGCGGCGCGGCGAUGUGUUUUUAAUAGUUUCGGACAACAA
Larimichthys crocea (large yellow croaker) is the source of this 3730-nucleotide messenger RNA. Its product is annotated as vesicle-fusing ATPase. Gene Ontology annotation, molecular function: ATP hydrolysis activity; ATP binding. Lineage: Eukaryota; Metazoa; Chordata; Actinopteri; Sciaenidae. The transcript is spliced from 22 exons. The record is from RefSeq and is a predicted model, not a curated record. Gene Ontology annotation, cellular component: Golgi stack. The coding region runs from base 129 to 2372 and encodes 747 amino acids. Gene Ontology annotation, biological process: SNARE complex disassembly; Golgi to plasma membrane protein transport; intra-Golgi vesicle-mediated transport.